Molecule: messenger RNA, 2122 nt
Organism: Puccinia graminis f. sp. tritici CRL 75-36-700-3
Lineage: Eukaryota; Fungi; Basidiomycota; Pucciniomycetes; Pucciniales; Pucciniaceae
Exons: 2
Coding region: 34-1986 (650 amino acids)
Source: RefSeq, a predicted model, not a curated record
AAACAGUCAACAAAAAACCAAAACUCAACCAACAUGGAACACCAACAACAACAACAACAGCAACAACAGCAACAUCACCAUCAACAACAACAAUAUCAACAACAUCCAUAUCAGCAGCAGCUUCAGCAUCAAUAUCAACAACAACAGCAAUAUCAACAACCUCCCCAGCAGUAUCAACAACAACAACAGCAGCACUAUCUGCAGCAGCCUCAGCACUACCAGCAACAACAACAACAACCAAGAUCAGAAGUCAUCCUCACAGACCAAAUCGACCAACUAGAUCAACAGCUACAAGCCACCUUUCGCUCCAUCGCCAAUAUCAUCAACUACAACCUCCAACUCAGAAAACUCAACAUCACACCCUUUAUCCAAUCAAACCAAAACCAUCUACCACCAAAAGAACUACUAGAACAACUCAAACAAAACCUCAACGGAUUCGAUGGCACCCUACUACAGAUCGAAAAGAUCGCAACCGUGGCAAUCGCAAUCACCAAACGAGACCUCGAUCACGCAAUCCAAUCACAACCACCACCAGCACCACCACCAACAACAACAGUAACCGAUCAAAAUCAGAUGGAAAUCGAACUCAUCUCAAAUCAACAUCAACAAACACCAAGCACUCAACAGCAACCCAUCAUCAUCGAACAAGAACCAGAAGUAGAAAUCCUAAACAACCCAAAGACUCAUCCCCAGACCAGCCUCACCCAACCCAUCGAUCUCACCUCAUCACAAUCACCAUCACCUCAACCACCCAAUCCGAUCGAACAAACAACAACACCAACUCAAGAUCCUCGACCAUCAGAACAACCAUCCGGAGCAGAUAAGCUGAUCCCACCACCAGACCAACCCGAAAUCGACAAUCAGACCAAGCCAGAAGCUCAAAAUCAAGGCCCGAUCGAGAUCGAUCUCGAACGCGACUCGAGCCCAGAAACCGCACUCAACAACGUCUCCCCCGUUAAAGCUACCUCUAAAGAAGGCAGUAGCAGUAGUAGUAGUGCAGCCUGUAGUCCGACGAGUGCUAAUCCGAGUAACGAGAGGCCAGGCACGGCGACGAUGGACUUGAAAUCAGCCUCCGAUCUCACCGAUGGCGACCUCUUUGGCGACGGCAGUCUCUUCGGGAGUAGCCAUCAUGGAUCCGUCGUCCCCUCCCCACUCAACCAACAUGCACAUGUCACCAUCCCUCCAACCGCAACCGAGAAAGAUCCAAAUAACGAGCUUCAAAACGUGCAGACUACCGUCCCAUCUCAAGGCUCUAAUGAGACACAGACUGAUCGACCACCCGCGAUUCCCAUCAUGGCAUCUCAACAACAACAGAGUUCCACAACAGACCCGUCUGCUCAGCUAUCAGUCCCAGCCCAGGACCAAAACCUCUUAUCGACGACGACGUCUCUGACCAACACGGGCUCGCUCGACAGCUCGAGCUCGAUGGACAUGAUCACCACUCAAGCCGACCUGUCCGCCUUCCUCUCCAGCUUCUCCCACUCGCCCUCUCUCCCGCAUUCUGGCGGGCCCAGUCAGACCGCUUCCCCCGCUAAACGGACCCUCGAACAGGUGCCCGGAUUGAUCGGCUUGGGCAUCGACCUCGCCUUCCCGUCCUCCUCCUCCUCUAACACUCAUAAUAAUAAUAAUCGAUUGAGUACCGAGCCUGUUUCCAAUAAUCCGCUCUUCUCUUCUCUCACCAACAACAACAACAAUAACACCCAUCUCAACAUUAAUCCUCUAGUUUCCAAUGCCCAUCAUCUCGCUCUGCCGACUACUUCCUUCAACAAUACUACUACGCCUUCUUCGUCCUCUACGUCCCCUGCUGCUGCUGCUGCUUCGUCGGCUUCUUCUGCAGAUCCAGCGGCGCUCCCGACGCCCUCUCCCCUCGCCCAUCUUCCCACCCCUUCCUCUAAUAAUAAUAACAACGGUGCUGUGACUAAUCUUAAUCCGGUCGACUUCGAAGCUAUGUUCGCUAAUAUUCAGUCUCACCUUCCUCCCUCUUAAUCUCAUCCUUUCUCUUUUAUACAAACUCACAUUUGUUGUUGUACUUCUUCUAUUGUUCUUUCGUAAUGAUCUUCAUAGAGAAUUCUAACCUGAAUCUCACUUUUCAAAUUUCUAUCAUCUCAUACAUCAACCUCAA